GUCUGGGGUAGCGUUAUAUAAACCUCCUGUGUCCCCAGAUUCUGGAGUCGUAUCCAUCACUACCACCUGAGUCGUUCUCCCAGUUAUCAUAAUUGGGCCCUGCUUAACUGACAGCAGCCAUGCCCAAGGGUAAUACCAUCACCAUCGCCUCGGCGGCCUUCCUAGCCGUGGGAGGUUUUCUUUUCGGCUACGACUCGGGCAUCAUCAGCUCUACCAUCGCUCUGCCGCACUUCAAGGAAUACUUCAACUCGCCCAGCGAUGACACUGCGGGAGGCAUCGUCAGCUCUUUCCAGGGCGGUGCUGUCCUGGGAACCAUGAUCAACAUGGCCGUCGCCGAUCUACUUGGUCGCAAGAGAACCAUCUUCGCCGGAUCCGUGGUUUCGCUCCUCGGUUCUGCCCUCCAGGCCGGCUCGACAUCGAUGGCCAUGCUUAUUGUCGGUCGAUUCAUUGGCGGCAUGGCCGUCGGCAUGCUCACCAGCACCAUUCCCAUGUACGCCUCGGAGCUUUCCACGCCCAAGUGGAGAGGCGCCCUCUCUGGUCUGCUUCAGUGGUUCCUCAGCUGGGGUUUCUUGGUGGCACAAUGGCUCGGCUACGGCUGCUCGUUUUCUCACACAGCCUUCUCUUGGCGAUUCCCCCUUGCCUUCCAGUGCAUCCCCGCCCUCAUCCUCGUAACAGGUAUCUGGUUCCUGCUGGAGUCACCACGUUGGCUCAUGGAGAAGGAUAGACACGAGGAGGCCCGUACAGUCCUUUCAAAGCUCCGCAACGGUGAAAACCCAUCACGAAUCGACCUCGAGUUCAUCGAGAUCCGCGACGUCAUCGCCGCCGACCGAGAGAUUGGCAAGGUGUCCGCCAUGUCCAUCCUCACCAAGUCCUCGUGGAGGAAGCGACUGUUGCUCGGAUGUGGUGUGCAGGCAUUUGGGCCGCUUUCUGGCAUCAACGUCAUCAACUACUACGGGCCUCGUAUCUACGAAAUCCUCGGCAUCGACACGCAGACCUCCUUGAUGAUCAUCGGUAUCAGUGGUGCCCUCUCCAUUGUCUACUGCACCAUCGGCCUCUGGAUGCUCGACAGAGUCGGCCGUGUUAAGCCGCUGAUUGUCUCAGCCAUGGGCCUUGCUGCCGCUCUCCUAGUCAAUGCGGUUCAGGCGCAAUAUAUUAACCCCGAUAAUGCCAACCAGUUGCGAUCGAUGGUCGCCAUGAACUUCGUAUUCAGCUUGUUCUACACCCCUCUUGGUAUUAUCUCGUGGGUCUACCCGGCUGAGAUCUUCCCUGUCGAGGUGCGCGCUCUGGGAAAUGCCAUCACCACCUUCACCAACUGGGUAGUGAACCUCGUUUUCGCGCAGUUCUCCCCCAGUGCGCUGACAAAGAUCGGCUUCCGCUACUUCUACGUCUUCUUCGUCUUCAACCUCAUCGCCCUCCUCUGCUACUGGUUCUUCUACCCCGAGACUAGGGGUGUCACCCUGGAGCAAAUGGAUAUGUUGUUCGGCGACCAGCUCGUUCCUCACGCCUUGGAUGAUCCAGAGGGUGCUAUGGCUAUGAAGAAGGAUGCCACGUUAUCGGCUCAUGUUGAAGAGCAUGUUGAAGAGCAUGUUGAAGAGAAACAGGUUUGAAUACCGUGGGUCCGCGUAUGGAACUCGAUAGCAGCUUGCUGCGAGGCUAUGUCGCUUGCUUGAGAACACUCAUUUGCAUGCAAACAAUCUUCAAGAGCGAGUGUAAAGGAGAGAUAUCAGUUAUGUUCUGUAGUGGAGAAUAUCGAGACAUUAACAUUGCUACGACUUGGGUUGACUAUUGCAUUCACGCCCCUGAUAUACGCCUACCCGACUGAGAUCUUCCCGUACUACCUCGCCCCUAUAUUUAACUUCUUUGUCAAUCCCAUCGCUAUGAAAGCAAUCUCAUAGAAAUCCUACAUUCUAUUUUGCUAUAUGAACGCCUGCAUCUCUAUUGUCAUUUACUUCUGUAUCCGGAAAUAAAGGAGCAGUCACUCGGAAAUCGCCGAGAGAUUCAAAGAAGAGUCCUCGGCAACGCAAGCUAUGGGCAAGGAUGAGGAGGUCCAGAAUACUGAGCAUGUGGA
Ilyonectria robusta is the source of this 2068-nucleotide messenger RNA. RefSeq names its product general substrate transporter. Gene Ontology annotation, biological process: transmembrane transport; carbohydrate transport. Bases 120 to 1607 code for a protein of 495 amino acids. Gene Ontology annotation, cellular component: membrane. The record is from RefSeq and is a predicted model, not a curated record. The transcript has 4 exons. Gene Ontology annotation, molecular function: carbohydrate:proton symporter activity. NCBI's taxonomy places the organism in Eukaryota, Fungi, Ascomycota, Sordariomycetes, Hypocreales, Nectriaceae.